Darwinula stevensoni is the source of this 267-nucleotide messenger RNA. Lineage: Eukaryota; Metazoa; Arthropoda; Ostracoda; Podocopida; Darwinulidae. The record is from the annotation of a GenBank genome assembly.
AUGAAAGGGAGGUGCCCCCAGAUCUGCACGGCAGACUAUAAUCCAGUCUGUGGAUCCGACGGGGUAACCUAUGCCAACAACUGUAAUUUUCAAGCGGAGAACUGCAAGCGCGGAAACAGGCUGUUCGUCCGACAUGAGGGGCCUUGCCGCAACGGGGAAAGUCCAAAUCCCCCCGGAAACGGUUACCCUUUGAUCUUUUUCGGUAAUUUGAAUCGGAAGACCUUCGAAGUACGGAUUGACCGAGGGAGAGGCAAAAGAGAUGCAUAA